This is a messenger RNA of Lachancea nothofagi CBS 11611, 1275 nucleotides long. The record is from the annotation of a GenBank genome assembly. NCBI's taxonomy places the organism in Eukaryota, Fungi, Ascomycota, Saccharomycetes, Saccharomycetales, Saccharomycetaceae.
AUGUCUAAAAAGCAAGAGUACAUUGCCAAAAUCCGGUAUAGGAAUGAUCUACCUCCACCUUUACUGCCUCCAAAACUUUUGCAGUACCAGUACUCACCAAAUGAAGCAGUAGAUUCAGCCAAAUUGAUCACUUCUUUGUAUACGAAGACCAACGUUACGCCUUUGAUUAAGCUGAACGAGGACUUGAGCAUGCCCAUGGACCUUAUGGAGCUACCAGGACUGUUGGAUCACAAAGACACGAAGCUUUUGCAUGGUUUUGAGAAUAUUAAGUUGCAUCCCGAUGAUCGAGCUUUGUUAAGAGAUCCAAGAGUGGACAAGUUGAUAAAGACAGAUAUGUCGAAAGUGACGUUUUUGAGAAGAACAGAAUACGUAUCGAGCUCACAGACUGCUAAGCCAAGUACAAAGAAAAGAGUUGCAUCAGAAGCGCUGGAAACGGACGACGAGCUUCUAACUCCCGCGCAUCGGGUUAAGAGAGUCGAAAAUACCUUCGAUUUUAUUACAAACGACACUUCUAAGAUCAAACAUCCAAGCAAGAAAAACGUUCAUGCCAUUAAGACGUGGGAUCUGCUUCCGGAUACCACUUCUAUGGACCAAACUUUUUUCACUGUCCGCUUCGUGGGCUCCGCUGCCCUGGAAAAGCACGAAAAAUCCCAACUAGCGCUAUCUACUGCGCUUUUCAGACCUGUUGAGCUUGAGGAGGACGAAUGGGUUUCGCUUUACACUACUGAUAAAAAUAGCUCUGCUGCUUACGAGAAAAAUCUGGAGCAACAAAUUGACGAGAUUGUAGACGAUGAUAGAGUCUACGAGUUCAAGCGCUUGAGAGAUUUUGAUAUGAAGCAUCAACAACCGUCAGGCACUGGUUUGUUCAGCGAAUUGACGCUGCGUUUCAACGACGAUAAGAAAACCAUCUAUUACACGCCAGUACGGUCACGAAUUGAAUUGCGGAGGCGGCGUAUCAACGAAGUUCUCAAGCCAUUAGUACGUGAAAAUAAUUUGGACCAGAUAAAUAUCAAAAUCAGAAAUCCAACAACGCAGGAGACUCGGUCCAGGGAUGGCAUCAGGAUGAAUUUCGAUCCAAUAGAUUUCCCCAAUCUUGAGGAGGAAGAAGAAGAAGUAGACGCAGUGGAAGCACAGGUUGAGGCUCAGGGUCAGACUCAGAACAGCCCACCGCUACACCAAGUAGAUCAACCAGAAAUGUCACACGAGAAAGGUGAAAGUUCCCGUGAGCAAUCAAUGACGGCAGACACCGACUCUGUAGCUCCUGAGGGUCAGUAA